Messenger RNA from Babesia microti strain RI, 456 nucleotides. RefSeq names its product F-type H+-transporting ATPase subunit delta. Gene Ontology annotation, molecular function: proton-transporting ATP synthase activity, rotational mechanism. NCBI's taxonomy places the organism in Eukaryota, Apicomplexa, Aconoidasida, Piroplasmida, Babesiidae. Gene Ontology annotation, biological process: proton motive force-driven ATP synthesis. The transcript has 2 exons. The record is from RefSeq and is a predicted model, not a curated record. The coding region runs from base 1 to 456 and encodes 151 amino acids.
AUGUAUGUCACUAGAAUACUGAGAUUUGCAUCAGGCACUGUAAAUAAACUACUUGUCACUUUAGCUACUCCAUAUGAGUCGUGCCUAAACUCUGUUACAGCCAAGUCUGUGACUUUACCCGGUCAAGAAGGCUACUUCACACUCACCGCAGGGCACUGUCCAUUGAUAUCGCAGCUAAAACCUGGAGUAGCCACUGUAGUUACAGAAACGGGAGAUCAAAAGUUUUUCAUAUCAGGAGGUUUCGCCUUUUACAAAGCUAACAUGUUUGGCGAUGAAGGCUGUACGGCACAUAUUUCAACAUUAGAAGCCGUAUCACUUGAUAAGUUGGAUAAAGAACGCGCUGUUCAGACUAUGCAAGAACUAUUGGAGGGUUGUCAAAAGGAUAAAUGGUCGAAGGUCAAAUCACACUUGGGACACGAGCUUUGUUCUGCAGUUAUCAAGGCCGCCAGCAAUUAA